Cladocopium goreaui is the source of this 690-nucleotide messenger RNA. Lineage: Eukaryota; Dinophyceae; Suessiales; Symbiodiniaceae. The record is from the annotation of a GenBank genome assembly.
AUGGAGUCCUUUCAAUGCCGGACGGUGGAUGCUAUCUACUUUGGCAAGGGGAAGAAACCAUGGAUACCCCAAACUAAGGUUGUGGAUGACAAGAAGUUCAUUUGCAUCCACAAGGGGGAAAGGCGAAAAGACAAACCCUCCAAUACAGGCAACUUUGGAGUCUUGGAUGAGAUCAAGAAAUUGCGCUAUGAGACGUGCAAUGCCAGGAUGCAAGCAAUCAUAGCUGAAGCUUCUGCUGAUUUACCCGAUGAUCCCAAGGCACGGAAACAAAAACAGAAACAAACUGCCAGGGACAGUGACCACGUCAUUGGUGGUGCAUGGAUCCCCUUGACAAUGCCUCCGAAGGAGGGCAUUGCAGGGCAUACCAUGAACGUCAUAUGGUCUGUGACAUCUCCACAGAUAUGGAUGGAAUACACCAUUGAGAACCUCGAGUACCUGCGAGCCGUGCUUCGCUCUCCAGUUGCUUCCAAAGGUCGGUCCAGACCUGCAAAGGGACAAGGAUGCGGCAGAGCCAAAAAGUCUCGCAAUGCAAAAUCCAAAGCUGAUGAAGCUGCCGAACCAGUUGAACCUGUUGAAUCAGCUGAAGACUUCAACUCGAUGGAUGCUCCUGCUGAAGAUGCACAGAGUGCACAGCUUGCCAAUCCUAACUUUCCAGGGGAUCAUGCUUCUGCAGAGGAGCCCCAUGCAUAG